This is a messenger RNA of Colletes gigas, 1581 nucleotides long. Its product is annotated as retinol dehydrogenase 12-like. NCBI's taxonomy places the organism in Eukaryota, Metazoa, Arthropoda, Insecta, Hymenoptera, Colletidae. The coding region runs from base 185 to 1192 and encodes 335 amino acids. The record is from RefSeq and is a predicted model, not a curated record. The transcript has 4 exons.
UCGGGCAGCUUCGGAGAAUCGAGAAAGAGGGCGAGCAUCAGUCUGUCUUUGUCGAUUCCCCGAAACUUCACGAGCUGGUGACGAGCUCAUUUGUGCGUGAUCCGGCAUAGUGCGAGGUAGCGGAGUUAGGUGUCCCCGGUGUACCCGGGGAUCAGUCUAGUAUCUUUGUUACUAACGUUUAAGUAUGGUAUCAUCAUGGUGUUACUUAAUUUUACCAAUAGUAUUAUUUAUUGGUUUACUACGAAAAUGUCGCGAACGUACUUGGGGAAGAUAUAAGAAUAUGGACAGUUUGCAAGGUCGGGUAUUUAUCGUGACUGGUGCAAAUUCAGGUAUUGGUAAAGAAACAGUGAAAGAAUUGGCAAAAAGAAAAGCUACGGUUAUCGUGGCUUGUAGAAAUUUACAAAAUGCUCGCAAAGCUAUAUCUGAUAUACGCUCUCAAAUAUUUACUGGAGAACUGGUCCCAAUGCAAUUAAAUUUAGCAUCAUUCUCAUCAAUCAGAGAAUUUGUUACAGAAGUGACAAGAAAUUUUACUCAAAUUCAUGUAUUAAUUAAUAAUGCUGGAGUAUACGUACCUGCUAAAGAACAUGCUUUAACAGAAGAUGGAUUUUCAAUUCAUUUUGGUGUGAAUCAUUUAGGUCAUUUUCUGCUUACGAAUUUACUUUUAGAACAUUUGAAACAAAAUGCACCGAGCAGGGUUGUGAUCGUGACGUCUAAGCUCUUUGAAUUCGGUGUAAUAGAUUUCUCAAACUUAAAUGGUGAGAAAGAGGUGACAAUUAAAGGACGUAUGAAUCCUGCCUAUUGUAAUUCAAAGUUAGCAAAUACCUAUUUUGGUAUUGAACUUGCAAAACGAACUGAGAAUAGCGGUGUUAAUGUUUACAUGGUUUGUCCUGGAUUCACUUACACAGGACUGUUCAGAAACGUUAAAAGAAGUUGGUUUCAUUACAUAAUGUUUUCACCUGUAGCUUUACUGUUUUUACGUACUGCAAAUCAGGGUGCACAAACUGUGUUAUACUGUGCGAUUGAGCCUUCCUUAUCUAAUGAGAGCGGCAAUAUAUAUCGUGAUUGUAAACAGUAUUUUUCAAAAAAAGUACUAGACCCUGAUGUAGCACUGCGCUUGUGGGAUGUAAGCGCAAAACUGACUGGUAUUAAUAGUUUUGUAACCAUGGACGAAAAAUCCCGUGAUGUAAUAUGAUUCAUACAACACCCCGGACGAGAUAUCUCGCAAGUCUGUUUUUCUGAACGUCGUUCGUCGGAUGAUUUAGGCGAUGAUUUUUGCAAAGGUACCGCCAAUACAAUAAAAAUAUUAUCUGAUAAAACGGUACAUAAGAUUCCUGAAUGAAUAUUUUUAUGUAUGCAAACUUACAUUAUUUUAUUUUGGAUAUAUACUCAAUGGCCAUUUGACAUUUAUUUUUGUAUAUAAAUAUAACAGUGAAAUCAUAUAGUAAGUUUAAUAAAUUAUUGCCAUAGGUUUCAUAAGAAAUAGUAACAUAUUUUUGUUUGCAUUGUUAUAAAUAAAAUACUACAUUGUAUAGUUUUUUAAAAUACUAGAAUGUUGAAAAUAUCUUAAAUUCUAUUAAUUAC